Molecule: messenger RNA, 1754 nt
Organism: Cyprinus carpio (common carp)
Lineage: Eukaryota; Metazoa; Chordata; Actinopteri; Cypriniformes; Cyprinidae
Product: ataxin-3-like
Exons: 11
Biological process (GO): protein deubiquitination
Cellular component (GO): nucleus
Molecular function (GO): cysteine-type deubiquitinase activity
Source: RefSeq, a predicted model, not a curated record
UGACGUGCGUUUGUGUUUCGGGUGACUUUUAUUUUGACAUGUUUUGACAUGUCGUUGUUUCCGGCUGUUCCGUCAUUCACACUUUCAAACAUGGAGUCUAUUUUCCACGAAAAACAAGAGGGCUCUCUGUGUGCGCAGCACUGCUUGAACAACCUCCUGCAGGGAGAGUACUUCAGUCCAGUGGAGCUGUCCUCCAUCGCGGAGCAGCUGGACGAGGAGGAGCGCAUGCGCAUGGCUGAAGGAGGCGUCCAGACCGAGGAGUACAGGACCUUUCUGCAGCAACCGUCGGGAAACAUGGAUGACAGCGGCUUCUUCUCCAUUCAGGUGAUCAGUAGCGCUCUGGGGGUUUGGGGUUUGGAGCUCGUUCUGUUCAACAGCAGAGAGUACCAGCAGUUACGGAUCGAUCCCAUACAUGAGAAGGCCUUUAUAUGUAACUAUAAGGAGCACUGGUUUACGGUGCGUAAGCUGGGACAGCAGAGUUUGUAUAUUUUUUUUUUCUUUUUUUGUUUUGUUGUUUAAUCUGUGCUGGCUGGUGAGGGGAUCGUAUCUGAUAUAUACUUAGCUCUUUUCUUAGCGCAGCUACAGCAGGAAGGUUAUUCCAUAUUUGUGAUUCGGGGAAGCCUGCCGGAGUGUGAAGCCGAUCAGAUUCUGCGGAUCAUGCAAGUGGAGCAACAACAGCGUCCGAAGUUGAUUGGAGAGGACGAGGCCCAGAGGAUGUCAGUGCAGCAGGUGUCAGACCCCGGACACACCGCAGAUGAAGUGCUGCUAGAUGAGGAUGAGGAGGAGCUGAGGAAGGCUCUGGCUCUCAGCAGGCAGGGCAUGGAGGUGGAGGACGAGGAGGCCGACCUUCGCAGAGCCAUUCAGCUCAGCAUGCAGGGUGGCAGCGAUACCAGAAGCCCCAGCACCGCUGUGACGGCCGGCUCGUCUCACGAAUCGGGAUGGUGAGAAGGAGGCGAUGACAGCGGAGGAGUUGCGCAGGAGGAGACAGGCUUACUUCGACAGGCAGCAAGCUCAGUCCGCCGCUCACCACAGCAGCUCUGCUGGUGGAGAGAAGGACAGCGGGACCAAACCCAACCAGUGACGGUCCAUCAGCGCCGGUGACAGACGCCCUGAACGCCCUCGACCCGACCUCUCUUUGGGAAUGAUGGGACUCACAUCUCCUCUCAGAACUGCCCUGGGUCCUGCUGUGUAAUAAAGGGACAUUCGUUUAGCUUCGCUUCUCCUCUUUGAGUUGAACGAGGUGAAAGAAAAGUGUUUCCCCAGUUCAUUCCUCUUCCUCAGACCGCGGCUCAGACGUACACAGGAGCGAGACAGCACCGUGAGGAGGGAGCUGUCAGCGCUGGGAUCACUCCUGCAUUCUGGGACCAUUAGGGCUUUACUGGGGUUACUGGAUCUCUCUGCUCUUCUACUCUGUGGACUGUAGUGAAGAACUUCUGCUGGUCACCGGUGAGCAGCGGGUGAUGCACCCUAGGUAGACAGCACAGUGAGGGCAGAUGCUCUUGUGGAGUUCAGUCAUCGUUCGGAUUCAGACCUUCAUUUGUUUCAGUCGUUCAUCCGUCGUCCCUAAUUUGUUGGCAGGCAGCAGCUCUUUUGGAUGGUUUUCACAUUCUUUUCUAUGAUUUCAUACGUUUGGUGGCACAGCAGCGUUUCUGAACUCGUUUCACAUUCAGCAAUAGUUUUUAAGUGAUUGGUUAUUCUUGCACUCCUAUAUACACUUAUUCUUUCCUAAAUAAAAAUGUUUCUUUUUCCCCUGA